Molecule: messenger RNA, 989 nt
Organism: Acanthoscelides obtectus
Lineage: Eukaryota; Metazoa; Arthropoda; Insecta; Coleoptera; Chrysomelidae
Source: the annotation of a GenBank genome assembly
AUGCAUAGCCAUCCACCAUACGCUAAUACAACUUUCAAUAAUUCAGAUGAAAUAAGAAUACCAAUACAAACACAAGAUAUCUAUACACUACCUUGUAAUAGCUCACUGUACAUUGAAGGAAGAUUAGUAGAGGCAAAGGAGAAGAAAUGGUCACCAACAUUACGCCUCGUAAAUAAUUUUGUAUCAUUUUUAUUUGAUGAAUUGCGAUAUGAAAUUGGAGGUAUAGUUGUUGAUAGAGUUCGCAAUCCUGGUAUAACAACCACUAUUAAAGGACUGGUAUCUUUCACAAACAAUGAAGGUAAUAGUUACCAACAUGCAGGCUGGAAUCAUCAAGAUUUACCCGAAAUACGGAACAGUGAAGGUUAUUUUAGUGUAACGAUUCCACUGAAAAAUCUCAUGGGUUUUUUUGAAGACUUUAAAAAAGUACUAAUCAACAUCAGACAGGAAUUGGUCCUUAUAAGAAGCUCCACAGAUGUGAAUGCAAUUAUAACUUCAACAUCUAGCGAGAAACCUCAUUUAGAUCUGUACAGAAUACUAUGGAGAAUUCCACACAUUCAAGUUGCUGAUACCGAAAAAUUACACCUUAUGAAGUACAUAGAGAAAGGAAGAGAUUUACAACUAGCAUUCCGGAGUUGGGAGUUGCAUGAGUACCCCGUUUUACAACAGACAAAUAAACAUACAUGGAAUGUCAAGGCUACCAAUCAAUUGGAAAAACCACGUUUCGUUAUUGUUGCUUUUCAAACUGAUCGGAAAGGACAGCUGACUAAAAACUUGAGUCACUUUGAUCACUGUAACCUGAGCAACAUCAAAUUAUUUUUGAAUUCUGAAAUUUAUCCAUAUGACAAUAGUGUCUUCAAACAUGAUCCAUCCAUCCAUCCACAACAUUACCAUAAUGUGCAGAAGGACAACAAUAAUAAUAACACAAUAGCAAUAGCAAAACAGUGGAGAGAGAGAGAGAGAGAACAAAAGAUAAAUAUAUAAUGUUACUU